GACUUUGCUCGAGGAGUUCCUGGGCUGAAGGAGCAUGAAGUGGCAAAACGGCACCCGUUGCAUGCCGGAGUCGCUCGGCGCGCCGGGGCUGCGCAAGAGGACAACAGUGGCCAGGACCGGCGCGAUCUCGAGGAGGUGGUCGCAGAAGCCGACAGGGUGCUGGAGGACAACGGCACGGUGAAAGAGACCAAAGCCGUCUUGCGAAAAGCGCAGAAGAUAUAUCCAGGGAAGUGGACCCUUUCAGGGAAGAAAGACGAGUUGCAACAAAAACUGCGCGAGUUUGUGGAGGAGGCCAAAGCAACCAAAAAGGGCUUGGAAGAGGUGACAAGCUGGCACCCUGGGCGUGGCGGAGUUGCUUCGCGCGCCAGCCCGCAGCAGGACAGUGGUGCGGAGGACUGGCUCGCCAAGAGCUGCGAGGAGGUGGAGGGCUUCAAGAAGGCCCAGGUGCCCAGUUGGGCAGAGGCUGUGCUGAUUGACGGCGGGCUGGAAGCAGACGAUGAGUUCAUCCAGCGGACGGUGACCGCACUGCGGCAGCAAGGCGUCACCGGCAAGUCCCUGCUGGAGCUGACACUGGAGAAGCUGAUGGCAGCUCCGUACAACAUCCCUGGCGGACCUGCAGAGCUGCUGACAAAGAAGAUCCAGUUGCUGAAGGAGCCCCAGGCAGAUGGGCAGCAGGCUGCCAUCGAGGCCAUCCUAUCGUCGAGCUGGACGGUGCGCAGGCCAGCACCGAUGAAACCUGCAUUGUUGGGGCGCACGGAGGCCAAGCGGGAACUCCUUGAAUACAUUCGCGGGGUCAUGGAUGUUGCCAAUUCAAUCCACUGGGAGCAGGGGACGCUGCCAAAGUGCAGCAUGAAGGCGACGGCCGGCGUCAAGGGAAUCGGCAAAACUCGCCUCCUGCAUGAGAUGUGCACCACUUGGCUCAACGAAACUGGGGCGAAGGUCGGACUGCACGUGGAUUUCAAUGGAGGCAGCGAAUGGGAUGCAAGCAAGGGCCCAGAAAAUGCCUUCGCACAGGUGCUCCUUCAGAGCGCCGGCAUGCGGCGGGAUGACGCUGAAUGGUGCUCGGCGGUCCUUCCAUGGAAGAAGGUGAUGCGGGCUCUGCAGCAGAAGCUGGGAUUGUCAAAGGAGCUUCUUGUGGUGGGGGUGGACGAGGUCAUGCAGCUGGAACAAAAAUGCGGCACCAAGCCGUGCUGCAAUUUCAUCUCCACCCUCAUGAACACCCAAGACGCAUCUCUUAUUUCGGGAGAGUUUCCUGUUAUUUUCAUUUGGACAGCGCUCUUCGAGAGCUACAUGAAGGAGCGAGCAAGCCAGUCUGGCCGCAAAAUUGCGACACUGAUCUCCUUGAAGGCUUUGCCACCUGAUUCCUUGGACAGGGUACCUCAGGAGAUUCGCAAUGCUUUCGAGCAAACACCUGGCAGACGACAGCUGUUGCGACAGCUCCUUGGCCAUCCGCGCUUGACGUUUGAUGCUUUACAGGAUGCGUUUUCUGUCUGUGGAGUGCCUGAAACCACCUUUGCGUUGGCCCAAUUUCGCAUGAUAAUGAUAAGCUUUGCCAAGCUUGACCAGGGCAAAUCCUUGCAGAGUGACGAGGUCAGACAGUGGUAUUCACCCAGUGCGAUCAUUGCGACUGGAGUACAGGACGACCUUGUCUCCCGCGGCUUAGUCCAGGCCGUGCAGUUUGGCAACUCUGGCCAUAAGUCAGUCUUGCACCCGCUCAUUUUGCAAAGCUGGGCUGACAGCCACCGUGAGCCCUUGGCAAACCAGAUCAAGAAGAUGUUUGAAGAGGAUGCUGUCAUUGAGGCCGCGCAUGAGAAGAAGUUUGAGACCGUCAUGCUUCACUUCGAUGCUGCGGUGCGUUUGGCAUUGGAGCAGGAAAGCUGCACGCUGGAGCAGCUCUUCCCAGGGGCGAGCUUGAAACCGGAGAGCCUGCGAGAAGUGCUCGUGCUGUCUGGGUUGCGGCACCGACAGAACUCGGUGGUGGAGCUCGAUUCCUUUGACGACGUUGACGAGGUGAUGAGCUCCUUAGAGUACGGCAGCAUCGUGGUGUCCCAGAAGCGCACUGAGAAAGGGAUUGAGUAUUUGGUGCCAUGGACAGUUCCGCGCAAAGAUCACCGACAGCUGCUUCGAAGCUUGCAGCCGACAGGGCCUGGGGAGAAGGACCCAAACGCCCAUCUAUUGAUUCUUGGCGUGCAAACCAAGUAUGUACAGGAGUUCGUGGGCAAGUGGCCCUCGGUGGAAGACAAGGCGAAAAAAGCACUGGCUGGCCUCCAAGCCAAUCCGAAGGUGCUCCAAGCCUUGCCCGUGUUCUACACCACUGAGAGCACUAAAGAGGGCCGGUCCCUUGACAAUCCCAACGUCUAUUUCAACGAGGUGGGCCUCGCGGAACUCCUCUUGGAGAGGACCGGGCCCCUUCGACUGUUCUUCGAGAAGCGUGGCAAGCCUCUGCAAAACAAGCUUGCGGGCUUUGGGUGA
Messenger RNA from Effrenium voratum, 2472 nucleotides. NCBI's taxonomy places the organism in Eukaryota, Dinophyceae, Suessiales, Symbiodiniaceae. The record is from the annotation of a GenBank genome assembly.